AUGCGCAACAUCGUGUACGACACGCUUCUCUUGGGCACGCAGGACUGUGGCAGCUCGCUCGUCGUGCUGCAGGGCCAGUUUGAUGUGCUGCGAGCGAUCUUCAAGCACCAUGCGCUGGCCUGGGUGACCCAUAUCGAUGUCGCGAGCCCCGGCUACCUGCGCCUGGGCGUGACCGCCGAGGACCGGGAGGACGAUGACUUGACCCGGCCGUUGCCCUCGGAACCGCUUGACGUCCGCGGGCACUUUCCGCUGCCCAUGACGGAAACGAUUGAUGGCGUGCUGCAGCUGCGACAGCUUCACGUCAACAUGAUGCCGAUCUACAUGGACACGUACAGCGCCCUCCCGCCGGACCUGGAGCGCUACCAGCAGCUUAUCCUUGCGUGCGUCCGACGGCUCCCGUUUGAUGAGCGUGGGAAUGUCGGGUAUCUGACUGUAUACGAGGGCUACGUCGAUGCAGGGACAAGUCAGCGCCGCGGUGGCCUUUACAUUGAAGCACCCAACGCCAAGCACCAGGACCUUGUCGACGCGUGUGCUGGCGGCGGGACCGUCGAGUGCACGGUCGAAGAAAAGUACUGGGGCGAUGGCUACUGGGGCGAUGGCUCAAUUGUCAAGAAAAAGGUUGCAGGUGGCAUCUUCAUCGCGUCUAGCGUCGCCGACUCGUGCGAGGUCUGGAACUGCACCAUUGAAGACAAGGACGAGGUGGCGGGGCCCUUUGGCGGCAUCGAGUGCCUUCGUGGUGUCCUCCGCGACUGCGACAGCAUUAAGCUGGAUGUGUACGAGCUGCUGUGGCUGACGGACCGCACGCCCCAUGAAUCGCUGCUGCUGCCGACGGGCACCUAUCGCCAGUUCUUCCGCCUCGUCACGAGCAACGUUUCGCUGUGGUUUGCCGACCACUCGACUGCAAACUCUCUCGGGUGCGUCCCCACGGCGCGCAUCGUACACGGCAACAAGUUUGCCACGACCCCCAUCGCUCAAGGCCAUCUAAUGCUAACAGCGAUGGCUUUGUCAAGCUACGGCAUGUAG
Molecule: messenger RNA, 1023 nt
Organism: Saprolegnia parasitica CBS 223.65
Lineage: Eukaryota; Oomycota; Saprolegniomycetes; Saprolegniales; Saprolegniaceae
Exons: 2
Coding region: 1-1023 (340 amino acids)
Source: RefSeq, a predicted model, not a curated record